UUUUAAUAUUUUGAAUGACCAAAAUAUUAACCAAAUAACUCGUCAUGCAGAAGGCGAAAACUGAUGUAAUGGAGAAUGUUAAGUCUAUCAACUUAUGGGGAAAUGAUUUGGAAGAUAUCUCCUUUAUUACUCAAUUGAUUAAUUUAGAGCUAGCUUAGUUGGCUUCUAAUAAAAUAAAUACCUUAAAAGAUGUAGUCAAGUGUUCACAACUCAAAGACCUGAAUUUACGAAAUAAUGCUAUUUCAAAUGUAGAAGAGUUACAGUUAUUAAAACUAUUGCCAAAUUUAAAAGCACUAAAUCUUUUAUAUAAUCCUAUUACUUAAAAUCACAACUAUAGAUACUAAGUCUUAAAACAUGCAUCUUAAUUAGAGAUACUGGAUGAGAUAGGCAUAACAUAAUAAGAAAGACGAUAAGUAUAAUAAGAGGAGGAGAAAGAAAAUUAAAUUAAAUAGAAAGUAUUGGAAAAUCAUCAAAAAAUUAAGAAAAUUGAGUCUAAAAUUUCCAAAAAGAAAUCUUAAAACAAAAAAUGGAAAUAUCAGGAUGAUGAAGAUUUUGGAUAGAAAUUGAUGAAGCAAUAGGAGACUUAUAAAUAAUAGAAAGAAAUUGAAUAAUUUUUUAAUGAUCAAUCAAAAGAAUUUUUGGAUUCACCCUUAUAGGAUUCUUAGGAUAUCCAAUUUUCAAAUGAAAACAAAAAUAUGUAAAUGCUGGUUGGAGAUAGGGCUUCUUCCUAAUGUUAAAUAGAUGAUAAAAUAUAAGAAGAAGAAUUACCAUUACAAAUACAGAAAAAUGAAAAUGUUACUAAAGUAUAGUAACCGAAAUAAAAUUCAAAAAAGAAACUACACGCUAAUGGAAAAGCAGAUUCUGCUAAUACCUCAGAUUAUAUUCUGUGUGCUAUAUUAUCAUUAUUGAAAGGACUAAAUCAAAGUGAGUUAGCUAUUCUUAAAAAAAAGGUUUAAAAACAAUUAAAGAAAGAUAACACAUGA
Messenger RNA from Paramecium octaurelia, 983 nucleotides. Lineage: Eukaryota; Ciliophora; Oligohymenophorea; Peniculida; Parameciidae. The record is from the annotation of a GenBank genome assembly.